AUGACGUUGUUGGACAGAGAGCUCGUUUUUCUCAUACUCCAGUACUUAAAUGAAGCGAAUGAAGGGAAAUACAAGGACACUGUUCACAGGUUGGAAAAAGAUUCAGGGUAUUUCUUCAAUAUGAGGUAUUUUGAGGAUUGCGUGAACAAUGGUGAAUGGGAUGAGGCGGACAGUUACCUGAGUGGAUUUUGUAAGGUUGAUGAAAGUAGAUACUCAACGAAAAUUUUCUUUGAGAUUCGGAAACAAAAGUACCUUGAGGCCCUUGACAGGCAUGACUAUGCUAGAGCUGUCGAGAUUCUUCAGAAGGAUUUGAAAGUUUUCUCGACAAUCAACGAAGAGAGGUUUAAGGAAAUGACCCUGCUUCUGUCGUUGGGGAAUUUUAGGGAGAAUGAGGAACUAUCAGAUUAUGGUGAUAUUAAGUCUGCCAGGGCUGUUAUACUUACUGAAGUAAAAAAGAUAAUUGAGGCAAGUCCACUUUUCUGUGAUAAGCUGCAAUUCCCCAAGUUAAAGAACUCAAGGCUGAGUACACUUAUCAAUCAGGGUUUAAAUUGGCAGCAUCACCUUUGCAAUAAUCCUAGGCCAAACGCUGACUUUAAAACUCUAUUUUCGGACCACAGUUGUGGACAUAUUGCUUGUGCUCCUUCCCCUGCAAUUAACCCUAUAAUGGGAUCCAUUGCUAAAGUACGUGGUUCAAGAAAAAAAAAAGUAGGUGGCUUCCCACCAAUACAUGCUCGUGGUCCAUGCCAGCCUGCAUCAGCACCUCUUACAACAUCUCUCUCUGGAUGGACAGCUAACCCGUCCUCUGUUCCGCACCAAACAGUUUCUGCCAGACCAAGAGGUCUAACAGUUCCCAAUAAUGCAUAUUCUAAACACGUGUCCAAGAAGAGAUCAAGACCUUUGGGGACGCCAGAUAAGAUCCAUGCCGAUACCCUUCACUCUUCUGAGGACUUGCCGAAGACUGUUAUUUUCAGUUUGAGUCAAGGUUCAGCUGUCAAGAGCAUGGACUUUCAUCCAGUGCAACAGACUCUGCUUCUCGUUGGAACAAAUAUUGGCAAUAUAACAAUUUGGGAGGUAGGCAGCAGAGAGAGGCUUGUUUCUCGGAAUUUCGAGAUUUGGGACCUUGAUGCAUGUUCAAUGGCUCUGCAGGCAUCUGUGGCUUUUGAAUACACUGCAUCAGUCAAUCGUGUUAUCUGGAGUCCUGAUGGUUCCCAUAUUGGUAUUGGAUAUUCCAAGAGUGUAGUGCACAUAUAUUCCUAUCAUGGUGCUGAUGAUUUACGGAACCAACUAGAGAUUGAUGCUCAUGUUGGUGAAGUUAAUGAUCUUGCCUUUACUCACCUAAACAAACAAUUAUGCAUCAUAACUUGUGGAGAGGACAAGACCAUCAAGGUCUGGGAUGCUGUCACUGGCAAUAAGCUGUAUAGUUUUGAAGGUCAUGAAGCACCAGUUUAUUCUGUGUGCGCACAGAUGAAGGAAAACACUCAGUUCAUCUUCUCUACAGCCAUUGAUGGGAAAAUCAAGGCAUGGCUCUAUGAUAACUUAGGUUCAAGAGUUGAUUAUCAUGCUCCCGGCCAUUCGUUCACAAGAAUUGUCAAUAGUACUGAUGGAACGAGGUUAUUCUCAUGUGGGACUAAUAAAGAAGGAGAAUCAUACAUUGUGGAAUGGGAUGAAACCCAGGGGGCUGUAAAGCGAACAUAUAAUGGGCUUGGGAAGCGAACUCUGGGGGUCGUGCAGUUUGAUACGACCAAGAACCGAUUCUUGGCUGCUGGUGAUGAGUUCCAAAUUAAAUUUUGGGACAUGGACAAUGUGAACCUGUUGAACGCUACUAAUGCGGAUGGUGGAUUACCGGCUUCUCCUUGUUUGCGAUUUAACAAGGAAGGAAUUAUGUUGGCUGUUUCAACAAAUGAGAAUGGUAUUAAAGUACUUGCAAAUGCCGAUGGUGUUCGACUUUUGCGGUCAAUUGAGAAUCGUGCAGUUGAUGCCUCUGGGAUGGCUUCUGAAAAUGCUGUGAAGGGACCCAUAAUUGGCACAUUUGGUGCUUCCAGUUCUGUUCAUGGAACAAACAAUGGGGUUGCAAAUGGAAGUCAAAUGUCUACAGUAGUUGGUCUGAAUGGAGAUGCUCGAAGUUUGGACAAGAAUUCAAGGGUUGCUGAGGAGUUAGAGAAACCUAAAACUUGGAAGCUAACUGAAGUUAAUGAACCAUCUCUUCUUCGUUCCAUACGGCUUCCCGAUGCUUUGAACCUGAUUGUUAGGUUGAUAUAUGCAAACUCAGGAGGGUCUAUAUUGGCAUUGACACAUACUGGGGUACACCGACUUUGGAAAUGGCAGAAGAAUGAGCAGAAUGUUUUGGGAAAAGCAACUACCACUGUGCCGCCUCUGUUAUGGCAACCUCGCAGUGGUAUAUUGAUGAUGACCAAUGAUAUAAUCGAUAGAAAUCUUGAAGAUUCGGUUCCUUCUUGCCUUGCUCUUUCCAAUAAUGAUUCUUAUGCUGUGUCAGCAUCAGGAGGGAAAAUUUCUCUUUUUAAUACGGUGACAUUCAAGACAUUGGCAACCUUUAUGCCUCCACCACCUGCAGCAACAUUUGUUGCUUUCCAUCCUGUGGACAAUAACAUUAUUGCCGUGGGCAUGGAGGAUUCUACAAUUCACUUGUUCCAUGUCCCAAUUGACACUGUCAAGUACAAGAUCAAAGGUCAUCAGACGAGAGUAACUGGCCUGGCCUUCUCCACUGUUCUGAAUGUUCUUGUAUCAUCAGGGGCUGAUUCUCAGCUGUGUGUGUGGAGUCUGGACGGAUGGGCAAAGCAGGCUGGUACGUUCUUGCAGAUUCCCACUGGUCGCGUGCUUACACCUCUUGCUCAGACCCGAGUUCAAUUUCACCAAGAUCUGAUACAUCUGCUGGUAGUACAUGAAACUCAAAUAGCCAUAUAUGAAGCAUCAAAGUUGGAGUGCCUUAAGAAGUGGGUGCCACGACAAUCUCUUGCUCCUAUCACAGAUGCUACAUAUUCUUGUGAUAGCGAGUCAAUCUAUGCGAGCUUGGAGGAUGCAAGUGUAUUUGUUCUAACUGCCUCCACGCUACGAAUCAGAUGUCGGAUAAGCUCUGCCGCAUAUAUACCGUCCAAUCCCAGCGCAAGGGUGUACCCUGCUGUAGUCGCGGCUCAUCCAUCUGAGCCUAAUCAGUUUGCAGUUGGACUCACUGAUGGGGGAGUUGUUGUUAUGGAGCCGCCAGAAUCAGAGGAGACGUGGGGUACUAUGCCUCCAGUUGAGAAUGCAGGGCCUAGUGCUGGCGCUGCAGCUGGUUUGGAUCAACAGCUAAGGUUCGAUAACCGUGUCUUGGAGGAGUUGCCGACCACCGAACCGGAGGUCAUCGGCGCACCUAUUUUGGAGACCGCCGCCGCGCCGAGGAGAUGCAAGACCGACUACAAUCGGCACGCCGAGAAGUCGGUGCGGUUUGGUUUGGUUCGGCGAGCAUCGAUGGCAGAGGAUUGA
Molecule: messenger RNA, 3480 nt
Organism: Prunus armeniaca (apricot)
Lineage: Eukaryota; Viridiplantae; Streptophyta; Magnoliopsida; Rosales; Rosaceae
Source: the annotation of a GenBank genome assembly